This is a messenger RNA of [Torrubiella] hemipterigena, 4205 nucleotides long. The record is from the annotation of a GenBank genome assembly. Lineage: Eukaryota; Fungi; Ascomycota; Sordariomycetes; Hypocreales; Clavicipitaceae.
GCGUGUUUGGCCGGGGAGGCAGGCCCUGCAGAUUUGACAGCGCCGACAGCGGUGGCCCGAUAGCGAUUUCACCGCCUAGAGCAGCGUCUGCGUGGGAGGAGUCAGAUUUCGCAAGCGGUCUCGGUGCGUUUUUUUGACAGGUUCCACUGUAGAGUCGACUGCCGCAACCCUUGGCUGGUGCCCCUCCCCCACAAGGUGCCGUUUUAGGCCUGCAGACGCUUCGCUGCCUCUGACUCUUCCUUUCCCGGUGCAGUACACACACUAAGUUAGCAGCAGGGCCGCCUGGCAACUCUCCCGCUUCUCUCUCUUCUCUUCUCUUCUUCUUCCCCUUCUCCCUACAACAGGCCAUUCUCCCCAACGCCCCCGACUUUGUUGUCAUCUCCUCCAUCUAGCUCCGGCUCUCUUCCGACUAUUCGAAUUGGUCCGCUCGCAUCUUCCACCCGGGGGUGUCCUGCCAACAGCGUCUUUUAUUUUCUCCAAAAUCUCCACUCUACGCUUUUCUCGACAGCAUUCGCUCGUUCCUGUCCAUUGAUUUUCCGUCACUCCUCGAAUUAGUAGGCAUCAAUUGGGGAACGCGGCCUUCCCCAGAUUAAUCUCUAGUCACAUAUUUCAAAAUGCUCUCCGCCGCCGCCGUUGCCAUUCGCGCUGGCGCUCGUCGAGCCGCCCCUCGACACAUUCGCCUCGCCAAGGUUGCUGCUGCCGCCCGUGGUAGCAGAGCCUUUACCAACUCCCGAAUCGCUGCCGCGACUCUCGCCCGCGACCGCACCAGAGAGAUUGUUGCCCAGACCGUCAGCAGCAUUGGUAGCAAACGUGAGGGCCAGCAGUACCUGAAGCUCUUCACAUCGGUGGAUUCUCAAAAGUUCGCCGUUAUCAAGGUCGGUGGCGCCAUUCUUACCGAGCACCUCGAUGAGCUCUGCCGCAGCUUGCUCUUCCUCUACGAAUUGGGACUGUACCCCGUCAUUGUUCACGGUGCUGGACCUCAGCUCAACCGCCUUCUCGAGGAAGCUGGCGUUGAGCCCCAGUUCGAGGAAGGCAUUCGUGUUACCGAUGCCAAGACCCUUGGUGUUGCUCGCAAGCUCUUCCUUGAGGAGAACCUUCGACUCGUUGAUCGCCUGGAUCAGCUUGGUGUUGCUACCCGUUCUCUCUCGGGUGUCUUCAUUGCCGACUACCUCGACAAGGACAAGUGGCAAUAUGUCGGCAAGAUCACAAAGGUGAACAAGGAGGCUAUCGAGCGAUCGAUCGAGGCUGGCUACGUCCCUAUUCUCACCUCCAUGGCCGAAUCUGAGGAUGGCCGCUUGCUCAACGUCAACGCCGAUGUGGCUGCUGCCGAAUUGGCCCGCGCUCUGGAGCCGCUCAAGGUCGUCUACCUCUCUGAGAAGGGUGGCCUCUUUGAUGGUGAGGGUGACAAGAUUUCUCAUAUCAACCUCGAUGCCGAGUUCCAGCACCUCAUGGCUCAGCCCUGGUGCCGCUACGGUACUAGACUCAAGAUCAAGGAGAUUAAGGAGCUUCUCGACACCCUUCCCCGCACUUCUAGUGUUGCUAUUAUCCACCCUAGCGACCUGCAGAAGGAGCUUUUCACCGACUCUGGUGCUGGUACCCUGAUUCGCCGUGGUGACAAGAUCCAGACUGCAACCACCAUUGAGGAGCUUGGCGAUCUUGAUAAGUUCAAGGCUGCCCUUCUCCGCGACCGUCCUUCUGUGGAUGCCGAGGCCACCAUUGAUCGCUUCCUCGACUCGCUUAACGGCAAGCCUUUCACUGCUUACUACGACGAUGCCAUGCAGUGUGUUGCUAUUGUCCUCCCCGCCACCGACGGCCAGCCCAUGGCUACCCUUGCCACUCUCAACAUUACAAAGUCUGGUUGGUUGACCAACGUCGCCGAAAACGUGUUUGCCACCCUCAAGAAGGACCACCCCAGCCUUGUUUGGACCGUUAGCGAGAACGAUGAGAACCUCACCUGGUUCUUUGAGAAGGCCGAAGGCAGCUUCAACCACAAUGGCAACGUCUUGUUCUACUACGGCUGCGACUUGCGCUCCGGCACCCUCAGCAAGAUUUACGAAGAAUUCCUCGUCAAUGGACGCGCCAUUAUGGGUGACAGCAACCUUGAAUCUCGCCUCCGUCAGGCCGCCAUCGCCGCCAGCGAACCUCUUCACCGUAACCAUGUUGCCCAACAGGCCCGUGGAUUCUCUACCAUGCGCCGCGUCACUCCCCGCGUAACUGGCGUCCAGCAACAAGCCCGCGGCUUUGCUACCACAACCAACCCCAACCCUCCCUUGGGCAAGAAGAACGCUUCCAACACUGUCCCUGCCCGCGUAGCACUCAUUGGUGCCCGUGGAUACACCGGACAGGCCUUGAUCAGCCUCCUCAACUCCCACCCGUACAUGGACCUUCGCCAUGUUUCUUCUCGUGAACUUGCUGGACAGGAGCUGCCUGGCUACACCAAGCGCAAGAUUAUUUACGAGAACCUGAGCCCCGAGGAAUGCGGUAAGCUCGAAAAGGCUGGUGCUAUUGACUGCUGGGUCAUGGCCCUGCCAAACGGUGUCUGCAAGCCUUACAUUGAGGCUCUCGAUGCUGCUUCCAAGGGCAAGGAGGAGAAGAGCGUCAUCAUUGACCUUUCGGCCGACUACCGUUUCGACAAGUCAUGGACCUAUGGUCUCCCCGAGCUCACCAAGCGAGCCGACAUCUUCCAGGCGAAGCGCAUCUCCAACCCUGGCUGCUACGCUACUGCUGCCCAGCUUGGCAUUGCCCCCAUUGUAGAGUUUUUGGGUGGCGAGCCCACCGUCUUUGGUGUUUCCGGAUACUCUGGCGCCGGUACCAAGCCUUCGCCCAAGAACGACGUUAACCUUCUUAAGGACAACCUCAUGCCCUACAGUCUGACUGACCACGUUCACGAGCGCGAAAUUAGCAACCAGCUCGGCACGCCUGUUUCCUUCAUCCCCCACGUCGCUUCUUGGUUCCGCGGUAUUCACCACACCAUCAACAUCCCUCUUAACCAGACCAUGACCUCUCGUGACAUUCGCCAGAUCUACCAGGAUCGCUAUGCUGGCGAGAAGCUCGUCAAGGUUGUCGGUGAGGCCCCUCUGGUCCGCGGCAUCAUGGAUAAGCAUGGUGUUGAGAUUGGUGGCUUUGCCGUUCACAGCAGCGGCAAGCGAGUUGUUGUUUGCGUCAACAUUGACAACUUGCUCAAGGGUGCUGCUACCCAAUGUCUCCAAAACAUGAACCUUGCUCUCGGAUACGCCGAGUACGAGGCCAUCCCUACGAUGUAAACGCAGCAAAUUUUGGUGGAGGAUGACACGAGGUAAAAUCGCAAUGGUUACAGGCCAUAUUAUUCUGUUUGUUAGUCGACUUUUCGUUCCUUUCUGAGAUGUGUUGUAUCUGCCGUGCUUUGUUUUCUAGUGUCGGCAGGCUUUUGGUUUUGCUCGUUGCUAUUGGCGCGAAUUUGGCAGAAAAUGAUAUGGUCUGCGGCUCUAUUUUGCAUAGAAAUAGUGGAAGAAAAACAAGAAAAGCACACGAUAAAAGAUGUAACUAUUCAUUAUGAUGGCUCACCUCCUCUACGUAGCAUUGUACAGAGUGAAAAUGGCCGCAUAACGUACAAGAUUCGGCCGAGAGUAGCAGAAACAGCGGGGAUUGAUAUAGCACGAUGUAUAUUACCUGGCAGAUUACCAAUGAUGGAGGAGCCCAUUUAGGUAAAGUCCGUCGGCGGAAGGAUUCUGCAACAGGGUUUAGGAAAACCGCGCCUCUCAACAGAAAUCGACUGAUGCUAAUGCAUGAAACAAUGACGGCGCAUGACGAGGGAUACACGUAUUAGGUCCGGCGGGUUUGCAGAUCAGCAAGCAAGCCAGUCGGCUUGUGGUUGCGCUACGGUGCAAAGCUUAUUCGGGAUGUUAAUACAAACUUGGCUUCCAUGAGUUUAUCUUGGAAAACCCGUCUAUAAACCCGUCUAUGCAGAAGGCCAGCAUCUUUCCAUCUGCAGGAAAAUUAAACGCAUAGCAUACAAGGCGACGAUGGCCCCCAAACUGCUCCAGAGUACCGUUCUGAACACACGGUACCAGAAGAGCCGCCGAAGAAAGCGGAGUGAUGGCCGUGCAAAAGCCCACUUGCAAGGUAAUAAAUAGCGUGCGGUGGAAUUACCUGAUUUUGCCUUGAGCCGCACGCUCGACCCCGCUAAGUGGAUGGACAUUCGGCAGUUUGUGCUGAUCCUGAUGCAU